GUAAUUCCGUAAAUUUUAUUUAAGAAAAGAAAGAAAAACAAUAAUUGUAGAUUGUUAAUUAAUUUCAUGGUUAGUCCAAGUAGAAGUAUAUAAUAUAUGUUUAAUGGACCAACAUAUUUCUUUAGAGACUUUAAGAAACAUUUUAUUGAUGACACGUGUCAAAGUUAAAAUGUUGUAAUGCUUAUCUUUUAAUAUAUAGAUGAUUAUCUAAUAAUUCCAAUAACUCUUGAUAAAUAUUAUGAGUGAAAUCUUUGUUUUCCAAUAAGGAGAAAUUUGAAAGAGUUUUAAUAAAUGAUUAAUUCAAUAAUAGUGGAUUUGAUAGAACUUUUAUAAAUACUAAGAGGAGAUUUGAACAAAAACUAGAAUUUUCUUAAAUCAUAAGCCUCCUAUAAGCCCCCUUUGUUCCUAUCUCUUUUUGGUCACCAUUCCAUUCCAGAAAAUGCUUUUAAAGAUAACAAUCACAACAUUCCAAAUGUAGAAAAGUCACAAUCUCAACAUUCUAAACCUGCUUCCACCUAACAAAAAACAAUUGCCUUCUCGUAGUUUACUCCAAAUACAAAGGGUGUAAUAUAACAGAAACACUCGACACUUUACCGAACACACACAUUGCCUUCUCUUCUAAAUAAGUUCAAUCUUCCUAAUCUCUCUCUGUCUCUCUCUGACAACAGAGAGACUCUUCACGUGCCAAACAAAAAAAAACUGAGCACCUUCCUCUCGCCAUGGCCACGGACUCCGUCAAGCACGUGCCUACAUUCGGCGGGGCAGCCAUCUCCGCCGAAAUGAAAAGCUUCUUCUCCGCCGUGCCUACUUUUGUCUACGCCUUCGUCGUAACCUUUGUUGCCUUCACUGUUUACUUAGCCUUCGCCCCUUCUCUCAUCACUGUCUCUAAUUCAGUUUCUUCCUAUAUCCUCCCUAAUGUCAGUGCCGUGACUUCAGCGUCCAGUAACAUCACAUUACAAGCAACCACGCCGGAAAGUCUCACUCCGGCUGUUAUAAACACAACCUUUGAGCCUCCCCUAGGUAAUGAAACAAACCCACUUUCUAGAAACAACGCUUCACGGGAUCAUGCAAGUGUACACUUAUGUCCUAACAACAAUACUGCUCGAAAUUCGGACAAACAAGCACCUCUGUCCGUGAAUUCAAGUGCUUCUUCUCCGAUGAGAAAACAAAGUAGGAAGUCAGGGGCUAAACGAGAGAUCAAGUCUCUGAAGGACUGCAAUUUUUUCGAAGGAGAAUGGGUCAAAGACGAAUCCUACCCGCUUUACAAACCCGGCACGUGUAAUCUCAUCGACGAACAGUUUAGCUGUUUAACCAACGGAAGACCAGACGUUGAGUUUUACAAACUGAAGUGGAAACCUAAAGAAUGCACUUUACCAAGGCUGAACGGAGGCAAGUUGCUGGAGAUGAUUAGAGGAAGAAGGCUCGUGUUCGUUGGAGACUCGCUGAAUAGAAACAUGUGGGAGUCUUUGGUUUGUAUUCUUAAAGGAUCAGUUAAAGAUGAGAGACAAGUCUUUGAAGCUCAUGGAAGGCAUCAGUUUCGUCGGGAAGCUGAGUACACUUUGGUCUUCAAAGAAUAUAAUUGCACUGUGGAGUUCUUUGCGUCUCCUUUCUUGGUUCGAGAAUGGGAAGUUACGGAUAAGAGCGGGACGAAGAAGGAAACUUUGCGUCUAGAUAUGAUGGGAAGCUCAUCAAAGCAGUACAUAGGAGCGGAUGUACUUGUGUUCAAUACCGGAGCUUGGUGGACUGAUGACAUAACAUCCAAAGGUGAGGAUUAUUUUCAAGAAAGAAGCACUGUUUACCCGAAACUCAACGUUGAUGAAGCUUUUAGAAAAGCAUUGACUACUUGGGGUCGAUGGGUUGAUAAGUAUGUGAAUCCAAAGAAGUCUCUUGUCUUCUUCCGCGGAUUCUCCCUGUCACAUUUCAGUGGUGGGCGAUGGAAUGCGGGAGGGGCGUGCGAUGAUGAAACAGAACCGAUCAAGAACGAGGCAUACCUAAUGCCUUACCCUUCCAAGAUGGAGAUUCUUGAAAGAGUUCUAAGGGGAAUGAAGACACCGGUCACGUAUCUCAACAUCACGAGGUUAACAGAUUACAGGAAGGAUGCUCACCCGUCUGUUUAUAGGAAACAGAAAUUUACUGCAGAAGAAAGCAAAUCACCGUUGUUGCACCAAGACUGCAGUCACUGGUGCCUCCCAGGUGUACCUGAUUCUUGGAACGAGAUUCUCUAUGCCGAGAUGCUGGUAAAGCUCGACCAGCUCCGUGGCAACAGACGGCGGAAACCUAAAGGGCUACUAUAGGAGGAGUUAAAUCAGAUUUUUGUUUUAGAUGAAAUACACUAUAUAUAUUUUCAAUGGAUGAAAAGAAAAGAAACACUUAGAAGCAAUUAUAUGUUUUCAAAGGCAUAGAGAAAGUAAGAGGUGAGAAUCAUAUUAGUGCCUUGCUCAUCACUUUUCUAGUUUUUAGAUUGUAAAUGGUUAAUUUUUAUUUUACUCAAUUUAAUAGUAAAGGUUUGUCAAAUCAUAACUGAACCGGAAAUGGAAGCAAU
This is a messenger RNA of Brassica napus (rape), 2542 nucleotides long. RefSeq names its product protein trichome birefringence-like 1. The transcript has 4 exons. Lineage: Eukaryota; Viridiplantae; Streptophyta; Magnoliopsida; Brassicales; Brassicaceae. Bases 720 to 2294 code for a protein of 524 amino acids. Gene Ontology annotation, molecular function: O-acetyltransferase activity. Gene Ontology annotation, cellular component: Golgi apparatus. The record is from RefSeq and is a predicted model, not a curated record.